UAAACUGAAAGGAGAACAACCGGAAGAGGCUGCAGUACGCAAUGCUAACACGCUAACUCUCGCUAUUUUAAGGCGCAAUCAUUAUGAACUGAAAAGGCCUGUUUGUUUGGAGUAAUUUAUAACAACGUGAUGUUCUUUCCGCUGUUACAUUUGUUUUACCUUCUGAGUUGAGCCCCGGCGUCAUACGAAGCUAACGCAGGUAGCUUUAGCGCGACCGAACAAGUUUUAACCAUAGACUGUAAAAUAGUGGUUUUAACUGGUUUGUGUGUGAAAGAAAAGCUGCAGAGAGAUAUUUUUGAAGAUGUCUAAAGUCCAUAUGCUGAGAGACUUUGUAAACCAGCGACUGACUGCGGCUGCUGAAGAGAUAUUUGAUCUGUUUGAAGGAACCAUAGCAGAAUACGAGGAGCAACUUCGUCGAUCUAAAGAGGAAAACGAGCGACAACACAAACUACUGGAUGCUGUUUUUAACCCUGAAGUCCGCUUACAGGGAUCAGGCGUCGAGCAGCGGAUGGUGAGAAAUGAAGAGAUUCCCCCUGAGCAGCAGGAGAGGAGCUUCUCUCUGAACCAGGAGGAUUCACCAGAGCCACCACACAUUAAAGAGGACCAGGAGGAACUGUGGAGCAGUCAGGAGGGAGAGCAGCUUCAAGAGCCAGAGGAGGCUGAUAUUAGCAUGGUCACUUUUUUCCAUGUCCCUGUGAAGACUGAAGAAGAUGAUGGAGAGAAACCUCAGUCGUCACAGCUCAAUGAAAACCAAUCUGAAAAGAGCAGAGACAUAGAGCAUUUGAAAAGAGAAUCUGAUGGAGAGGACUGUGGAGGAUCAGAACCAGACAGAGACUUUAAUCCAGACUAUCAUUUACAGACAGUUUCUCCUGACAAGACUUCACACUUUCUUGGAUCUGAUAGUGAUGAGAGUGGUGAUUGGGAGGAGAGAGAUGAACAUCAGGAAGGUUUGAACCCUCUGCAAAACAAAGACUUAGCUGUAAGUGAUAUGAACUGUAAUACUGGAAAUACAUCAGGUAGCUCCUCUGAAUGUGCGUCAAGCUUUGGGCAAAAGAAACAACUGCAAAAACACAAAACAAUCCAUACAGGAGAGAAACCAUUUAGUUCCUCAGUUUGUGCUGAAAGACACCAGAGAAAGAAACAUUUACAAAACCACAUGCCACGCCAUUCAGCAGAGAAACCUUUCAGCUGCUUAGUUUGUAAAAGAAGUUUUAUCUGGAGAGCAGAAAUAGUGAGGCACAUGAGAGUUCACACAGGAGAGAAACCAUUCAGUUGUUCAGUUUGUGGUAAAAGGUUCACACAAAGCGGAGACCUUAAACGGCACUCGGUUGUUCACACAGGAGAGAAACCGUUUAGUUGUGUAAUAUGUAGUCACAAAUUUACAAAUAGUGCAGAUCUAAAAAGACACUAUUUUGUCCACACGGGGGAGAAGCGGUUUUGUUGUUCAGUUUGUGGUCAAAGAUUCACACGAAACGCAGCUCUGAAAAGACACUUUAUUGUCCACACGGGGGAGAAACCGUUUAGUUGUUCGGUUUGUGGUCAAAGAUUCACGCAAAGUGGAGCGCUUAAACGACACUCUGUUGUUCACACAGGGGAGAAACCGUUUAGUUGUUCACUUUGUGACAAAACAUUCACACGCAGUGGCGCUCUUAAAAGACACUAUUGUCGUCACAGGGGAGAAACCGUUUAGCUGUUCAGUGUUUGGUAAAAAGGGUUGCUGCAGGGUUUGUUCGAAUCUGACCUUUGCCCUUUGCUGUAUGUCACCCCCCACUCUCUCCUCUCAACCGUCUCUCUUCAGCUGUCCCGCCAAGAAAGGCAAACAUGGCCCAGAACACAUCUUUAAAAAAAAUGGUUGCUCUUUUGGAAAUCUGAGGACACACUCUG
This is a messenger RNA of Labrus bergylta (ballan wrasse), 1884 nucleotides long. Its product is annotated as gastrula zinc finger protein XlCGF57.1. NCBI's taxonomy places the organism in Eukaryota, Metazoa, Chordata, Actinopteri, Labriformes, Labridae. The record is from RefSeq and is a predicted model, not a curated record.